AUGAUACAAAUACAAAUACAACUCAUCUCUCUCUUACUCAUCACUUCAUACCAAAAAAAUCAAACACACAUAGCAUUGCCUACUUAUAGCCCCACCCCAGUAUCCAUCCAUCCAAACCCAAUAUCAGUUCCCCACAUCCCAAGAUCAAACCCAAAAAGCCAUGCUCUUUUCUUUCAAUUCUUUGAGUCUUCUGCUAUUUUGGUGACAAAUUUUUGAUACAUACCCUCUUCAACCUUGUUUUUAACAAAAAUCUUGAGUGGGUUUUGUUUCUGAGUAGUGAAAGGUUAGGAAGAAAUGGAAUUUCAACCAAGAAAGAAAGAUCAAGAGGAGGAAGUAGAAGAAGAGAAGAAACAAGAACUAAUUCCAGGGCUACCAGAUGAGAUAGCCAUGGAAUGUCUGGUAAAGGUACCAUACCAGUUUCAUUGUAAUAUGAAAUCAGUUUGCCACACUUGGCAAGACUUGAUUUCUGAUCCUUCUUUUUACCAACAAAGGCGUAAAUCUGGCACUUCAGAACAUCUUGUUUGCCUUGUUCAACCUCUUCCUCAACAACAGCAUGAUUCUGCACUUGAUGUCACACCUGACAUGGCCGAUCCCACCACUGUAACCAAGAAGGAAGACAAACAAGAACAAGAACAGCAGCAGCAACAGAUCCACAGCCCGCCCCAGUUCGCAAUAAGCAUCUACAAUCUCAACUUCAACAUCUGGCAAAGAACAAGGCCUCAAGGAGGAAUACCCAUGUUCUGUCAGUGCCUGGCAAUUCCAUCUUCAGGCAAAAUACUGCUUCUGGGCGGUUGGGAUUCCAACACUCUUGAACCUGUGCCUGAUGUUCACAUCUUGGAUCUCACUGGAGGCUGCAGGUGGAGACGCGGAGCUUCAAUGUCUGUAUCACGUUCUUUCUUUGCUUGUGCUGUUGUUGGACCCUCUAUGGUUUAUGUUGCUGGCGGCCAUGAUGGUCAGAAGAAUGCUUUGAGGUCUGCAGAGGUGUAUGAUGUUGAUAGAGAUGAGUGGAGAAUGCUGCCUGAUAUGAUUGAAGAGAGGGAUGAAUGUCAAGGGCUGGCUUGGGAUGGUGAUUCUAAGUUCUGGGUUGUGAGUGGUUAUGGUACUGAUAGUCAAGGUCAGUUUAGGUCUGAUGCUGAGUGUUAUGAUCCAACUACUGGGUCUUGGUCUAAAUUUGAUGGGGUUUGGCCUUUUUCAAGUAUUAGUCCAAGAGGAGCUACUGCUACUGUUUCUGUUAAUAGAGACCAAAAUCAGUGGUGGUGGUUCCUGGGAGGUGAACAGCAGCAGCAGCAACUACAGCUGCAGACAAGUGGUGAAGAAGUGAAGGAGAAUGAGAAUAUGAGAUUGGAAAUAGUGACUUCAAUUCCAGUUCCAGCCUGUGUAACUGGAAGUAACCCAUGUGUGAUUAGUCUUGGAUACGAUGCCAAUAAACAUCAUCAAGUGUUUGUUAUGAGUGGCAAUGGAAAUGGCAAUGGCAGGAGAACAUCAUCAUCAUCACUGUCAUGUAGCGAAUGUGAUUGUGAAGGGGCAUUCAUUUUGGAUAGAGAUUGCAAUAAUGGCAGUACCAAAUGGAACCAUGUCCAUACACCUGUAGGAUUUUCUGGAUUUCCAUUCUCUGCUUCUCAUCUAACAAUCUAAGUAUUAGACUUUCUGUCUGGUGGAAGUUGAAAGUGGCGCCCUUGCAAGAGUGUUUGAUGCUGUUGUGUCUUAAUUACUUAUGUACUUAGCAUAUGCUUGUGGGCUUUAGCCACAGAUACUCCUGCACUUGCUUUCAGGAAUCAGGAGUUAAAAAGCUUAGUCAUUUUCCCCUUAGUAAUCCUUUUUUUUUGGCAACCCUUAAAAGGGUCUUCAUAUGCCACAACAAUGUUUAUAUUUUGCUUUGGCAAAACAUAUGGAGAUAAAGAAAAGAGUAUUUUCUUUUUAA
Messenger RNA from Ricinus communis (castor bean), 1921 nucleotides. RefSeq names its product F-box/kelch-repeat protein At2g44130. NCBI's taxonomy places the organism in Eukaryota, Viridiplantae, Streptophyta, Magnoliopsida, Malpighiales, Euphorbiaceae. Gene Ontology annotation, biological process: negative regulation of cytokinin-activated signaling pathway; regulation of phenylpropanoid metabolic process. The transcript has a single exon. Gene Ontology annotation, molecular function: protein binding. Bases 295 to 1635 code for a protein of 446 amino acids. The record is from RefSeq and is a predicted model, not a curated record.